AUGGUUAAUGAGCCUGAAACGGUUCAGCUCAGGCUGGCAUCUGGCCAAGGACUCGUUACACGAACUGUUCUUCAAACUGCCCCCAGAGACGCGCUGCCAUCAGAAACACCCGUGAUUGACAUUUCCCGCGUCUUCAGCCCCUCCAUCGACGACCGGCGUGCCGUGGCCAGGGAAAUCGGAGAUGCAGCCGCAAACAUUGGCUUCUUCUACAUUUCCAACCAUGGCGUGCCCGAUGCCGUCAUCGCCAACGCUUACAAAACGGCGCUUGCCUUCUUCCGCCAGGACCUGGAGACGAAGCUGAGGGCCAAAAUCGCACCGAGCCAAGGCAAGACGUCGGGCUACCGCCCCUUUGCCUCCCAACAAAUAAACCCCGACGAAGGGGCUGACCACAGAGAGGCCUUCUCCUGGGCGUACGAUGCUACAUACGACCCGGAGGUGGGCGACAUCAACGCGGUCCCCGAACAUGCGCGCAAGUACAUCAUGGCGGACGAGUCUCCCUGGGAGGCCACGUCGUACAUGCCCGAGCUCAAAUCCGCACUCGUCCUUUACUUCCAGUCUUGCCUGGCGCUGGCAAGAGCCCUCACCCGCUCCUUUGCUCUGUCGCUGCAUCUCCCGGAAGACCAUCUUGACUCCAAGGUCAAGUACCCCGACGUGAUGAUGCUCCUGAACUACUACCCCAAGAAGGAGCCGCAGUCACCCGCCGAUGCACAAAGACAAGUGUCGAUGGGAUCCCACACCGAUUUCAGACUGUUUACCAUCCUGUGGCAAGAUUCUACAGGCGGCCUGCAGAUUCUCAACCGGGGCGGGCAGUGGAUCAACGGCCUGCCUGUUCCUGGUACAUUUGUAGUGAAUAUCGGAGACUUUAUGCAGAGAAUCACCAACGAUCGGUACGUGAGCACUGUGCACAGAGCGAAAAACCAGACUGGUCAAGAGAGGGUGAGCAUUCCGUUCUUUUGGGGCUUCGGCCUCCAGGAGCGCUGUGGUGUUUUGGAGAGCUGUGUCGGCGAGGGGCAAGGGCGGAAGUACGACGAGAUUAGCACGCACGAGUAUGUCAGUAGUAGGUCGAGACAGUUGGUGACCUGGGGGAACGAGAUGGACGACUGUGAUGGGGUCGGUCUUUGA
Molecule: messenger RNA, 1122 nt
Organism: Metarhizium acridum CQMa 102
Lineage: Eukaryota; Fungi; Ascomycota; Sordariomycetes; Hypocreales; Clavicipitaceae
Molecular function (GO): 2-oxoglutarate-dependent dioxygenase activity
Source: RefSeq, a predicted model, not a curated record